Molecule: messenger RNA, 1014 nt
Organism: Sporisorium graminicola
Lineage: Eukaryota; Fungi; Basidiomycota; Ustilaginomycetes; Ustilaginales; Ustilaginaceae
Exons: 2
Coding region: 1-1014 (337 amino acids)
Biological process (GO): nuclear mRNA surveillance; rRNA catabolic process; poly(A)-dependent snoRNA 3'-end processing
Cellular component (GO): nucleolus; nuclear exosome (RNase complex); cytoplasmic exosome (RNase complex)
Source: RefSeq, a predicted model, not a curated record
AUGGCCGCAACAGCUCCUUCCACAUCGACUUCGCAAUCAGUGCGAAGAACUUCGCCAACUGCACUCCGACCGCUCUCCGCCGAAUUAGGUACACUGGCAAGGUCCGACGCCAGCGCCUCGUUCUCCUUUGGUCCAGUGCACGUAGUCGCUUCGGUCUCAGGACCCACAGAAGUACGCAUCCGCGACGAGCUUACAGAUCGUGCGACGCUCGAUGUCAUCUACCAGCCUCAACACGGUGUUGCAGGCAUCCCAUCACAAGAUGUAUCCAACUCGCUCUUGACAGCAUUCUCAUCGGUGCUGUUGCUGCAUCACCAUCCACGAUCUUUGAUCCAAGUGGUCCUUCAGACGCUCUCAUCACCCUCGCUACCGCAGUCAUCAGCACAAACUCUUCACAAGGAUGUGGGACCCAGCCAACGACAUGUGCCGAGACAGCCGCUGCUGUUGGGGCCGGACAACCCGCCGAGCGUCGCCGAGCAAGCUGCGCUGGUUAAUGCGGCGUCGUUGGCAUUGCUAGACGCGGGAAUUCCAGCAAGAGCGAGCAUAGCAGCUUGCGCAUGCGCUAUUCUCCCAGCGGCGCAAGGGACGGUGUUGAGGCAGAACAGCCACAUUACAGAGAUGUCGGAAACGCAGUUGGCAGGGUUGGUGCGCCAGUACAAGCAAGACCAGGGCGAAAGCGACGAAAUCGAGAUUGACGACGAGCAGGAUGCGAAUUGCAUCAAUUCAAACAAGAGAUACACCGGAGACACCGUCAUUCUGUUGGAUCCAACACCCCUGGAAGUCGACUAUGCUCUCAGCACACACGUUUUUGCCUUUGCCUUCUCGCAAUGCCUUGACGGAAAGGACAGAGAAGCAGCUCCGCAUGAGGUGUCCGAGCAGAUCCUGGCCGAAUCGCACGGCGCAAUCGACUUGGACGACCUCGAACGGGCGCGAGAGCUGUGUCUGAGUGCCUGCUCUGCAGUGGUCGGUUUUAUGCGCACGGCGUUGCACAAACGCAUUGCUUCGCAGACACUUUGA